CUGAAAGUGGUUUGGCACUCGGAGUUUGGCGAGUUGCGACUGACAACAUCGCAGGGGGUAACUUCAGUUUCUUCACUUUACUGGCCGCAGGAAGCCUGAAAGCUGAGGUUAGAAGAUACAUAUGAGCAGCGCAUACUCUUGUAAAAAAAUCUCCGUCGUCAUUUUCUUUCUUCAAAAGCAAUGUUCAUUCUGAAUUUUCCCAAUUUGUUUUGAGGCAACACAUAAAAAACGCGGCUUGAAGUAGCAGGCUCCUGUUUUUUGGGAAUGCUUCCUCAGUCUGCCAGUGAAGAGCAGAGAGUGACGGUCCUGUCUGUCAACCCACAUCUGAAGAAAUGUCGCACUGGACUCUGUGUGACUGGAAAGUACUUUUGCUGCUUGCUCUGCUGUGGGACUGUCUUUGUGCUUCGGGACUGAAACCCACAAGAUGGCCGUUGUAUUCCCAAAAGCCUUUGCUCCUCGCUUGGAAUGCCCCGACUGAGGACUGUGCUCCGCGGCACGGCAUUCGUUUUCAGCUGGACCAGUUCCAGAUUGUGGCCUCACCCAAUGAGGCCUUUGUCAGGCAGAACCUCACCAUCUUCUACAAGGACCGCUUGGGUUUGUACCCCUACUUUGAGUCAGACAAAACACCGGUGAACGGGGGGCUGCCGCAGUUGGCCAGCCUCAGGCAGCACCUGGACAAGAUGCCGGAAAGUGUGCAGAAGUAUAUACGUGAAGAAGGGGCCGUGGGUCUGGCAGUUAUUGACUGGGAGGAGUGGCGCCCACUCUGGGUACGUAACUGGGACACCAAAGACAUUUACCGCAGGCAUUCUCGUGAGCUGGUGCAACAGAAGAACCCGAUGUGGUCUACGGAGCAGGUGGGAAAAGUCGCCCAGCAGGAGUUUGAGAUGUCUGCCAGGAAGUUCAUGUUGGAGACACUGAGGCAAGCCAAGAACCUGAGGCCCAACCAGCUGUGGGGGUUCUACCUGUUCCCCGACUGCUACAACCACGACUACAUUCGCACCCUGGAGAACUAUACAGGCCGCUGUCCUGACGUGGAGGUGGCUCGCAACGAGCGGCUGAAAUGGUUGUGGACUGAGAGCACGGCCCUCUUCCCCUCCAUCUACAUGGGCACCGUGCUGCGCUCCUCGGCCUCCGGGCGGCAGUUUGUCCGGAACCGAGUGAAGGAGGGGAUGCGGUUGGCAUCGUCGGGCGAGGGGUUGGCACGUCCUGUCUUUGUGUACACCCGGCCCACCUACGCCAACUCUCUGGAACAGCUGACAGAGACCGACCUCGUCUCCACCAUCGGGGAGAGCGUGGCCUUGGGAGCAGCUGGGAUCAUCCUGUGGGGAGAUGCAGCUUAUGCAAGCAGCAAAACCAGCUGUUCCGACCUUGACACGUAUCUACGAGGUCCGCUGAGUCAAUACCUCCUCAAUGUCUCCACGGCAGCAGAGCUAUGCAGCCAGACCUUGUGCGGUUCUCACGGCCGCUGUCUACGCAAAAACCCAGACAGAGAUGUUUACUUGCACCUCAACCCCCUCACCCACAACAUCACCCAGCAGCACGGCAGGCUGACGGUCACCGGUGAGCCCGGCGAAGCGGAGGUGACGAGUUUUCAAACUGAUUUUCAGUGUCAGUGCUACAGCGGCUACCAGGGAGAGGGCUGCAGUCAGGAGGACCCUCUGCACCAGAGAGGGGUGGCAGCUCAGACUGUGGCAUCAGCACUGCAAUGUGUGUUUUUACUGAUUAUCUCUCUGCUCUUCUGUUAGUGCAGCAUAAAUACAGUAGACAGAGCUGCGUUUUGUAUGUAUGGAGCAUAAAAGAUGACAGGUUGAGAGUUUUUUUGGAGCGAGGAAUGUCAUUUUUGUUUCUUGGAUUGCUGUAAAAUAUGGAUGACACAAAGUGAAAUUUUAUAAGAAACACUGUGGAAUAUGCAAAGUUAUAUUUGUUUAUAACUUUUAAUCUUUUCUUAGGCAAUGGAGGGCUCGCUGGAAAUGACCUUGUUUACAUUUUGCUCUCAGUUUCCUCUCAGUCACUGUUUCCCAAGGUGUCAAAUUCCAUGUUUCUCAUAGAGAGCACAUUCUUUCAGAGGAAAUGUGAUGAAUGAGUCGACAUAUGUCAGUCGCUGUGUGGUGAAAGUGGAAUUGAUGCACUUAAAUCUGCAAAUAGCACAAUAUAUUUAAAGUGCCUUAUCUUUUUUUUUCAACAUGACCUCUCUCUUGAUCUUUUUAUGGAGGCAAUUCAAGUGUUACUAUUUAUUUGAAUGUAUUUUUAGGUGUUUUAUAUGAUAUUUUAUUAUUUUUGUGUCCAAAACAUGACUACUAGUUUUCUCUUAAAACACCACAUCACUCAAUUAAUGCAAAAAAAAAAAAAAACAGCUGUUUGACUUCAGACGCACAGACAUUGUACACACAAUAUAAAAAGCAAAUUUUCUGACACUUUCUUUGUUCCACAGUUUUACUGACAUUAUCGCCUCUGUCUUCCAUGCUGUUUUCUCAAAUUUGACUUUUUUUCAAAGUAAAUAAACUUCUUUGUUGAA
Messenger RNA from Lates calcarifer (barramundi perch), 2515 nucleotides. It is a transcript of the gene hyal2a, whose product is annotated as hyaluronidase 2a. The transcript has 4 exons. Gene Ontology annotation, biological process: hyaluronan catabolic process; carbohydrate metabolic process. The coding region runs from base 333 to 1745 and encodes 470 amino acids. NCBI's taxonomy places the organism in Eukaryota, Metazoa, Chordata, Actinopteri, Centropomidae. The record is from RefSeq and is a predicted model, not a curated record. Gene Ontology annotation, molecular function: hyalurononglucosaminidase activity; hyaluronoglucuronidase activity.